Messenger RNA from Dreissena polymorpha, 1630 nucleotides. RefSeq lists its product as uncharacterized. Gene Ontology annotation, molecular function: dioxygenase activity. Bases 192 to 1142 code for a protein of 316 amino acids. The record is from RefSeq and is a predicted model, not a curated record. The transcript has 2 exons. NCBI's taxonomy places the organism in Eukaryota, Metazoa, Mollusca, Bivalvia, Myida, Dreissenidae.
CGUUGAAUUAUCCCAAUAUAACCUCACGUAAUGUCACCACAGAAUGUUAAACCGGUGUUAAUGUAGGAUAUUUUGUUGACUCAAUACAGUAAGUAAUGUAAACUUAAGUUAAAACCGGAUACAAGAGAGCAUACACAAGUAUCCAUUGACGUUCCUGUCGUUUUGUGUCGUUCCGAAUUUGCAAGUUUUUAAUGUAUGACACGAAAAUGACGACAUCAUUUCCUAUCAUAGACAUGUCAAAGGCUUACACAGAGCGCAAGAAGCUCGCAAAGAAAGUAGUCCUUGGUCUCGAAAACGGAGGAUUUCUAUUUAUAGACAACGUCGCGAAUUUAGAUUAUGAUAAGCUUUUACGCGCAUGCAAAUGGUUUUUCGAUAAGCCGAUCGAAUUCAAGCGAACAGUGAUGCGAAAAUUGUGGAACCCCGAAAAUUCGAACAUUUACCGAGGGUAUUUUCCAGUCACAGAGGAAGAACCUUGCCGGAAGGAAGGUUUUAAAUUCGCGCGCGAUAUCAAAGAUGUUGACGUAACAGCUGCUGAAUAUAACAGGUUCUACGAGAAGUCUCCUUGGCCAAAGGAAGAUGGGGAAUUCCCUUUUAAGGAAUUCCUUCAAGAAACUUAUGAGAUUCUACACAACACAGCUUUAGAGAUUCUAAAGCUAGUCGCCAUCGGUUUGGAUAUAGAGGAAAACAUCUUCGAAGACAUGUUUUCGGACAAACCAUGUUCUACAUUAAGGAUCAUGCAUUACCCGCCUUGGGAAGGGAAACCGCCGAAAAACGCGAUUGUCGAAGAUGGAAAAGUCGUCGUAUUUCCGGAACACAUCGACAAAAACUUCAUGACGCUUCUCACUAGAUUCGACUAUGGCGGAAUGGAGUUUAAGACCAUAGAUGGUUCGUGGGCGGAAGUGGAUCCAAGACCCAAAAGUCUCGUCAUGAACAUCGGAGACAUCUUCUCCAGAAUGAUGGAUGGAAGGCUAAACGCGAGGACACACCGGGUAAUCGACAUCGGCACCGACCGUUACGCCGUUCCGUUCUUUUUUACGCCUCGUUACGACGCUGACAUCGGGGUCAACUUCAUGGAGCCGGAACACCGGGUGGAGCAAUACGGACCCUGGGUCCUCGACGUCAUUAAAAACCGGGAAAAGUAAUUUGAGUACCUUGUGCUACCGGAUAUUGAGUCGACAUCAUAUGGUGUCGUUUUUGUUUUUUGUACUAGACGAUAUUGUACGGCGAUUGAGUAACUAUGAUCGAGGCAAAACGUUAUUUUGAAAUAUAAAUGUAGUGUACGGACGGAGCUGCAUUACAUCUCUAUUUGGUGUCAUAUUUGUUAAGGAUUAACGACGGAAUGCAUGCAUGCAUUGAUGUCACAUUAAUACGGCUUAGUUUCUGUAUAUUUCAAAGAUAUAAAAUAUUGCGUUAAAACAAUAAUAAUGACGAUAACACUGACUAUAAUGACAUAAUUGACGACAAUGAUAUCUCUGAUGAUUGUGAUUGAUAAUUGACGACGAUGUGAAGAUAUGAUGAUUAAUUAAACAUAUGAUGCCACAGCCUGUUUGUUUUAUUCUAAAAGAAUAUGUAGUGUUCAGUAAUAUGUAUGAAUAAAUUGUAGCAUAACGUUACAAAUAUGUGAAGACAA